This is a messenger RNA of Acanthochromis polyacanthus (spiny chromis), 2198 nucleotides long. RefSeq names its product CD40 molecule, TNF receptor superfamily member 5 (gene cd40). NCBI's taxonomy places the organism in Eukaryota, Metazoa, Chordata, Actinopteri, Pomacentridae. Gene Ontology annotation, cellular component: CD40 receptor complex; external side of plasma membrane. Gene Ontology annotation, biological process: defense response to virus; TRIF-dependent toll-like receptor signaling pathway; positive regulation of angiogenesis. The transcript has 9 exons. Gene Ontology annotation, molecular function: antigen binding; CD154 receptor binding. The record is from RefSeq and is a predicted model, not a curated record. Bases 100 to 978 code for a protein of 292 amino acids.
GGCUCCUCCUCCUCCUGUAGUUUUUUUUAAAGGCAGCUGAAGGCAGGACGGCAACAGUGUGAGGACAGCAGGUGCUGAAGUACGACGCAUUUUAGCAAAAUGAUUUUAUAUCGGCUGCUGUUGAUAGGGGCUUUCACGGUGUUGACCACAGCUCAGUCCCCCUGUGACCCCAUGACUCAGUAUGAGCGGGAUGGUCAGUGCUGCAACAUGUGUGGUAAAGGAACUAGCAUGACACCUUCCACCUCUUGCGAGUUUCCUCAGUGCACAGAGUGUUUUGAUCGUGAAUAUCAAGAAGGAUACACAAAAGAAAGCCUGUGUAAUCGGCAGCCGUACUGCGAUACACAUUUAAACUUUGAGAAACCAGUCCAUAGCAAGACGGCAAAAACCAUCUGCAAGUGUAUAGAAGGAUUCCACUGCGCCGCUAAAGACUGUAAAACCUGCGUGGCGCACACACAAUGCGGACCUGGACAAGGGGCUCAAACCAAAGGCAGCCACACUCAUGACACACAGUGUGAGGAAUGUCCAGAGGGUACAUUUUCCAAUGAGACCUCGUGGUCCAGUCCCUGCAAGGAAUGGACAUCAUGUGAGGGGACAUUCUACACUGAACAGAAAGGAACGUCAACAUCUGACACAAAAUGCGUAGCAUCAUCACGGCUACAUAUCGUAGUAAUCUGUGUUGUUCUAUUGGUCGCUGCUGUGAUUGCAGCUCUAGCCACAGCCUUCAUAUGCAAAGCACACAUGAAGGAAAAGGCAAAGCCCUGCAUUGAGUUAUGUCGGGGAGACGAACAUCGGCCACUUCAACACAUCGAGGUGAGGACACCAGUGGAGGACAUCGAGGCUGAGCCUGAGCAAAGUCUCUUGGAAAUUAGCUCAGAGGGUCCUGUGACUGUCAUGGGAAAUCCCGUGAGGGAAGAGUAUGGCAAAAGUGAAAUCUUCCCUCGACAGGAAUCUCAAACGGAAACAUGCCCAAGUUUGUAAUCUGAAAUGGUCCUGAACAUAACCAGAGGACUGAACUACGGUGAUUAACAGAUUAGCAGCUAUGUUGAGCUUGAUGUCGGAGUCAAGAAGGUGGCGCUCUUACUAGAUCACCAUGGUAACCGAUACAAAGCAAGUUCUGUUCAGAGUUUGGGAUGUAAAUGUUGCUGGAAGAAGUACCUCACUUUGUCCAAGUCUUUUGCUGAUGAUUCUAAUGCUGCUUCUCAGGUGAGAAAAUGUUGCAUCUACAUUAGUAACCCCACUGAACAAAGCAGUGCAGGUACAGAGUAUAAACUGUUUGUGUUGCAUUGCCAUGGGAACCUGCACGUGUUCAGGUGGUGCUAAUUGCAAACAGUGUUUUAAUGUUUGAUCCUGAUUUGCUGCCAAGUCCGUUUUACACUGCUGGCACUGCAGCUGAUUGAAAACAUGGUAGUUUAUCGGUAUUUAUUCCAGAUAAUAUGUAAUCAAUGACAUUAUUUCCACAUAUCACUCCUCAUGGGACAGUGUCAGAUCUAAAUGCACUUCUUCUAUAUCAUGUUUAAAUGAAUGAAGUUAAAAAUUUCAGACCUUGAAUGUGCUGCUGUCGUGUUAGAAAUAGCAGCUGCACUGAGACUGACUAGUAAACUAUAUGUAUAUUGACUCACAUGAUUAACAGUUUUUGUCAAGCAUUCCUUAGUGCAUCUUUUGCACUAACGAAUUUUCAUAUUCGUCUAAGCUCUCUAUCGUAAUAAAAUGUUUCUUUUUGCUGAAGUAUUUGGCACCCGAUUGGUCCACUUUAUGCGUAAGAAGAGUCACGUGGAUGCAUCAAACAUCCCCUUUAAUGUGAGCGCACACACAGUCAGAUGAAAAAGGUCUGGUUGACAAAGUAGAAACCACAUUCAUGAUACCCAUUUUCUCUGACUAGGGUGUUUAGGAUUUGUCAAGUCAGGUUACACGAAAAGAGCCUGGCUUCAUAGUAAACCUGCAUUUCUUUAUUUUGCGGUGUUUCCUUUGGACAGAAUUCGCCAAAGCUGUAAAUGUAUAUAUUUUGUUUUCCUUGAGAAAAAUUAAAAUGUACAGAUCAUGUGCUGAAACGUAAUGUAACAAUGAAUGUGUUAAUAAUAAUGUUUUUUUUUUGCUGUAUUUCAAUGUAUGAUGAUGUUGAUGAUAGGUUUUGACACAAAGCUGCUGUAUAUAUUUGCAUGGUGUGCUUGCAUUAAAUUCCUGUGAGUUAAUUUUUAAAA